Panicum virgatum (switchgrass) is the source of this 765-nucleotide messenger RNA. RefSeq names its product protein MAIN-LIKE 1-like. The transcript has 2 exons. Gene Ontology annotation, biological process: meristem development; meristem maintenance. The record is from RefSeq and is a predicted model, not a curated record. Bases 1 to 765 code for a protein of 254 amino acids. NCBI's taxonomy places the organism in Eukaryota, Viridiplantae, Streptophyta, Magnoliopsida, Poales, Poaceae.
AUGGAUGCACCUCUUUUGACUGCUUUUGUGGACAGAUGGAGGCCGGAAACACAUUCAUUCCAUUUACCUUGUGGGGAGGUCAGCAUCAGUAUGCAAGAUGUGGUGAUGAUUCUCGGGCUACCUUUGGAGGGCAAUGCAGUGAUCGGCAUGAUUCAGACUGAUGGAUGGAGGGAUAUGGUGGAGGCACACAUUGGGAUUCGACCUGAAGAACCACCUGAGGGAGUCAAGGACAUGAAGACCUCAGGGGUUAGCUCGGCUUGGUUGAAGCAGAAUUUCAACCAUUGUCCUCAGGGAGCACCUCAGGAGGCUGUAGAGCGGUAUGCUCGCGUGUGGUUGUGGCACCUGUUAGGGGGCUUCCUGUUUCCCGAUGGUUCUGGAAACACCAUCUCAUGGAUGGUCCUUCCAAUUCAUGGACAGCAGUGGGAGAACAUCGCUCAGUAUAGCUGGGGGUCGGCAGCAUUAGGUUGGCUUUACCGGCAGCUUUGUGACGCAUGUAGGCGUGCUGGCAAUGACUCGAACCUAGGAGGUUGUGCAUACCUCUUGCAAAUCUGGAUUUGGGAGCGGUUUCCAGUCAGCCGGCCAUACCGUGGUGAACUAGAGGCGUGGCCGCACCAUGAUCCUGAGUCGAGGCCCACCGUUGCUUACUGCUGGAAGAACAUUGGAGCUGUCAGAGGGGAUCCUUUGCGUCGGUACAUGCGUUACAUGGACGACCUAGACUGCCUCACACAAAAUCAGGUACUAUAUGCAUCUGGGGUUUUUAAAUAA